This is a messenger RNA of Anisakis simplex (herring worm), 1071 nucleotides long. NCBI's taxonomy places the organism in Eukaryota, Metazoa, Nematoda, Chromadorea, Rhabditida, Anisakidae. The record is from the annotation of a GenBank genome assembly.
AUGGAUCGUUGCCGAGUGAACGGCGUGAAACGUCUCGUCUACGCCAGCUCGGUCGGUGUAAUAUUCGCGAACACAGAGCUCUACGACGCUGACGAAGAUACGCCCUAUCCUCAUCCUUCUAAGUUCGCAGAGGCGAACCGAACCGAUUCCCAGCGCGAAAAUUCUGUUCGCUCCUGCGAACCGAUUCCCAACACGAAAAUUCUGUUCGCUCUUGCGAACCGCUUCCUACCGCGAAAAUUCCGUUCGCGCCAAGCAAACGCGCUCGAUUGCGAACCCGCUAAGCUACCCUAUUUUAAAUAUUUUCAGUAUUGUUCCCACUACAGUGCCUCGAAAGCGAUCGCAGAGCAGAGUGUACUCGCGGCCAAUUGUGACCAGUUACGUACGUGUGCCCUCAGAUAUCGUGGUAUCUACGGACCGGCCGAACCGCGAUCGGUCGAAAGAGCCGUCGGAUUCUGCAAUCGCGGUCUGCUAAUGGCCUCAUUCGAGAAGUCUCCUGGAUGUCUAACACAAUACAGUGGUGUUGGCAACAGUGCUAUGGCUAUGCGUUUAGCUGAAGAAGCUCUACGGCAAGGGCGUGCGGCUGGACGAGUCUAUAAUAUUGUCGAUGGUGGACCACCAGUGGGUGCCUUCUCGUUUUGGUUUCCCCUUAUGCAAGCUCUCGGCAAGCCACUUCCCUACAUCAAACUUCCCUAUCAGCUGAUGAUCUGUCUGGCCGUCCUGUUCGAGUACUUGUACCUAUGGCUAGGCAUCGAACCGCUCUUCACUCGGCUCGAGAUCAAUCUGACCGCAAUCACGAACACCUACUCAAUCGAACGUGCACGCAAAGAACUCCACUACGAGCCAAUGCAAAACCACGACUUGACACCAACCAUCCUCUACUAUAACGCCACAAAAAAUAGCUCCACCACCACCAGCAACAGCAACAGCAGCCGAAUCUGCGACAAUCUGAAUCUGAAGAGUGCCGAAAAAUUGCGUUAUUUUUGGCGUUUCCAUAAGAAAGACCGUCGCGGUUACCUACUCGCCAGUGUUGCUAUUCUCUUGUUAUGGUUGUUUAUCAGUUGGCUUCUAUAA